Telopea speciosissima is the source of this 2936-nucleotide messenger RNA. RefSeq names its product ABC transporter A family member 2-like. The record is from RefSeq and is a predicted model, not a curated record. Gene Ontology annotation, molecular function: ATP binding; ABC-type transporter activity; ATP hydrolysis activity. The coding region runs from base 36 to 2936 and encodes 966 amino acids. Gene Ontology annotation, biological process: lipid transport; transmembrane transport. The transcript has 16 exons. NCBI's taxonomy places the organism in Eukaryota, Viridiplantae, Streptophyta, Magnoliopsida, Proteales, Proteaceae. Gene Ontology annotation, cellular component: membrane; intracellular membrane-bounded organelle.
CCGACAGGCAGAGAAGGAAGAGCAAGAAGUGAGAAAUGGUGGAUUUGCAGAAGGGUUUUCCUCUUCUAAUUCAGCAAUACAAAGCCCUGCUAAAGAAGAAUUUCAUCCUGGCAUGGAGACACAGGAGAUCUACGUUGAUACAACUCUUCUCUUCCCUCUUCUUCAUCUUUCUUCUCUUCAGCAUUAAUCUAAUUUCUAAAUCUAGUUCCAAGAUCAACUACGAUGAUCCGGAACCCCUCAUCUCUCCCCCAAUCCCUCCCUGCGAGGAUAAGUUCUUCAUUAUGACUCCCUGCUACGAUUUCGUUUGGAGUGGCAACGGAAGCGCCAGGAUACGAUCAGUUGUGUCCAAUAUCAUGGCUAAUAACCCAGGAAGGCCUAUUUCUCCCAAUAGGGUCAAAUCGUUUAGAACACCCGAGGAAGUAGAUGACUGGCUUUUCAGGGAUCCUAUGCGUAGUCCUGGAGCUCUGCAUUUCCUUGAAAGAAGUCCUGCUGUAAUCAGCUAUGGUAUUCAGACUAACUCUACCCCUGUAACCAAGCGAGGCCGAUAUGAGGACCCUACUUUUAAAUUUCAAGUACCACUCCAAAUCGCUGCAGAACGCGAAAUUGCUAGGUCUUUGAUUGGAGAUCCAAAAUUUAGCUGGGACGUCGGGCUCAAGGCAUUUGUACAUCCUUCCGGAGAGAAAUUUUCUACUAUGGAGACUAUUGGACCAACAUUUUUCCUUGCCAUUGCAAUGUUUGGUUUUGUCUUUCAAAUGAGUUCUUUGGUCACAGAGAAAGAACUCAAACUUCGCCUGGCAAUGAAUAUAAUGGGUGUCUAUGAAUGUGCAUAUUGGUUUUCGUGGCUCACUUGGGAAGCCUUGAUUACAUUUCUCUCAGCACUUUUCACUGUUCUAUUUGGAAUGAUGUUCCGGUUGGACUUUUUCCUGCACAAUAGUUUUGCAGUUGUGUUCCUCUUGUUCUUUUUAUUCCAAUUAAAUAUGGUUUCUUUUUCCUUCUUGCUGUCGGCUUUCAUUAGCAAAUCAUCAUCAUCCACGAUUGUGGGUUUCUGCAUAUUUAUCAUUGGCUUCGUGACUCAGCUCGUUACAGCAUUUGGAUUUCCCUACAGUAGUGUCCAUCCUAAAAAAUAUAGGAUCCUUUGGUCUUUAUUCCCUCCUAAUCUCCUCGCCCAAGCACUUUCUCUGCUUUCAACAGCUACAGAAACUCCUGAAGAUGAUGGGAUCAGCUGGAGUGCACGGGCAAAGUGUCCACCAUCAUCGCCAGAUUGUGUGUUGAAUAUUGAUGGUGUAUAUAGAUGGCUUUUGUCAACAUUCAUUCUGUGGUUUUUUUUGGCUAUCUACUUCGACAAUAUAAUCCCAAAUUCAGCAGGUGUGAGGAAAUCAUUAUUUUACUUUCUGAAGCCUGGGUACUGGACAGGAAAAGGUGGAGACAAGGUUGAAGAGAGUGGCAUUUGUAGUUGCACUGGUUCAACUCCACCAGUGGAACCUUUUACUCCAGAUGAUCAAGACGUUCUUGAAGAGGAAAAUAUUGUAAAGAAACAAUUCAAUGAAGGUACAGUUGAUCCCAAUGUUGCAGUUCAGUUACGUGGUCUUGAAAAGACAUAUCCUGGGACAACAAAUAUUGGUUGCUGUAAAUGCAAAAAGACUCCACCUUACCAUGCUGUCAAGGGUCUGUGGAUGAACCUUGCAAAGAAUCAACUAUUUUGUCUUCUUGGACCUAAUGGUGCUGGAAAAACUACUACAAUUAGUUGUUUAACAGGCAUUGCACCAGUGACAGGCGGAGAUGCACUGAUUUAUGGACAUUCUAUUCGAAGUGCUGUUGGUAUGUCAACUAUCCGAAAAAUGAUAGGACUUUGUCCUCAGUUUGACAUUCUUUGGGAUUCCUUAACUGCUGAAGAGCACCUCCAUCUCUUUGCUGGCAUCAAAGGCCUACCCCCUGAUUCAAUCAACUCGGUUGUUCAGGAUUUACUAGAACACGUGAAACUUGCUCAAGCGGCCAAAAGGAGAGCUGGGAGUUAUAGUGGAGGAAUGAAGCGCCGGGUUAGUGUUGCAAUAGCCCUCAUUGGUGAUCCAAAAUUGGUUAUCUUAGACGAGCCGACGACUGGCAUGGAUCCAAUCACCAGGAGGCAUGUAUGGGAUAUCAUAGAGGAUGCAAAGAAAGGGCGGGCCAUUGUCCUAACAACUCACUCAAUGGAAGAAGCUGACAUUUUAAGUGACCGCAUAGCAAUCAUGGCAAAAGGAUGGCUUCGUUGCAUAGGUACCUCAAUCAGAUUGAAGUCGCGGUUUGGAACAGGUUUUAUUGCUAAUGUGAGCUUCCGUGGGAGUACUCCUGGGCAUAAUGUUAAUGGGGAUGCAGUUGAUAUGAUCGAACCUCAUCAUAAGGCUGUGAAGAAUUUUUUCAAAGAACAUUUGAAUGUGGUGCCCAAAGAGGAGAACCAGGCCUUCCUGACUUUUGUUAUUCCUCAUGAAAAAGAGGAAAUGUUGGCAGAUUUCUUUGCAGAGCUUCAAGAUAGAGAAAGCGAAUUUGGCAUAUCAGACAUUCAACUUGGCCUUACAACUCUAGAAGAAGUGUUUCUGAAUAUUGCAAAGGAGGCAGAACUAGAAAGUGCUAUUGCUGAAGGGGCCUUGGUAACUCUGACAUUAACUUCUGGACUCUUAAUUGAGAUACCCAAAGGAAGCAGAUUUGUUGGGAUCCCUGGAACAGAAUCUGCAGAGAAUCCUAGAGGUUUGAUGGUUGAAGUAUACUGGGCUCAAGAUGAUUCAGGCAACCUAUGCAUUUCUGGUCACUCACCUGAAACUCCAAUACCACCAAAUGUUCAACCUAUGUUGGUCCAUUCUACAACCCCUUCCGAUUCAACUUCUGGCAGAAUUGAACCCAUACUUGGAUAUAUUAUUGAUCAUAAUCAAAUUGAUCGGCCAAUUCUAUAUGGAAAGAUCUGA